This is a messenger RNA of Diachasmimorpha longicaudata, 1724 nucleotides long. RefSeq lists its product as uncharacterized. The transcript has 3 exons. The record is from RefSeq and is a predicted model, not a curated record. Lineage: Eukaryota; Metazoa; Arthropoda; Insecta; Hymenoptera; Braconidae. Bases 200 to 1219 code for a protein of 339 amino acids.
UUGCCAUUAGUCUUUUAGAGGAGUAAGUGCGAGUGCUUUUUGCUGAAAUUGAGGGUCACGACGGGAUCGAAAAGUCCUCCAGCUGAACAUUCCAUGGCUCUCAAAACACUAAACUGAGGUGACAGUCUUCUUGCUGAUGUAAUUUCGAACUGUCUCCGUGAAAUUGUGGGAUGUAUUGACGUGUUGAGUUGGGUGGAUAAUGGAUAAACUCUUGGUUGUGGUCCUUCUGAGUUUGUGGCAGGUGGUGGGCUCAAUGUCAUCGUGGGAUGGAUGUGGCAAUCGAUUGGAGCGGGCACUCGAUUCUAUGACCAAGGAGGGGAUUAGGAGGGUGAGACAGGAGCAGGAGGAGUCCAGCGCGGUUUAUCAGAGGACUUUGAUGACUGCUCCACUCGUGAUGACUGUUACCAGAGUCGCUGUAAAGCUUCCCCGAGACCAGAGUAGAGUGAAUAACUGGGCUCGAGUGGAGCGUUGCCAGUUCGAGCCGUCCAACAACUCCCUCCGAAGCCGAGUAAUGCUCAAUGACCUGACCAUAUCCGGUCUAGUCUCCCUUCACCCUAAGAAGGGACGAUCAACAGCUUUAGGUGAGGCCUGCAGGAUGAGCCUUCGCCUCCGUCGCGCUGGCAUCGACUUCACCACAAGCCCCAUAGCAAGAACCCGGGGUCAAAUGCGAAUUAGAACGGAGUCGAGUUUUCUGGAGCCGCGAUUCGUCUCCAUCUACGCAUACGCUUGCCGACCACUUGGUCGCGUCGAUAGACAGAUAAAGCGACAAGACAAGCCCUCCCCGUCCGCACAGUCAGACCGGCAUUAUGAGGCAGCUGAACCGAGAGAUGGUGGUUUACAGAGGUCCAGUGAAGAGGAUAUUCAGAUCGCCAAUGAGAGUACGUCUUCGGCAUUCACCUUCUCUAGGUACGAUUUAUCGUUAACUAAGGAACAUCCCUGGAUUACGAAACUGCCAGAGGUUAGGAGAAAAAAACGGUCCAACGCCAGUGCCAGUGAUGUCGAUGAUUUCGAUGGGGAGAUCAAGCAUCAGCUCCUACUUGAGAACGAAAGGGGAGGGGCUGUCGACUGGCAGUCGAUGGAAAACGUUGCCAGGGAGAUGGAGGAUGUCUUCCUUAGGGGGGCUAGCGAGGCUCUCACCAAGUACAUCGAGAGACAACUGCAUCCUGCCAUUAAGGAGACACUCAUGGUGUCCAUGGGCUACACUAUUAGUUAUGGGUAGUUUGGCUGUGCCUGGAUUUUUGGAGAUUCGAUGAGGAGCCAAAAAAAAUUGAUCUGUGAGAAAUAUAACUGACUAGAGAAAUAAAUUAAUACUUAGUUAGCAAACUGUCCAUAACCGUAGUCGAGCUGUCAUGAACGAAGAGCUCCACAAAGAUUCUCAUCAAAGUCGGCAACCCUCCUCCAACCACUUCGUUUCCUCCAAUUUUUCAACAGAGCUAAUGUUACUACUCGUCUAGUCUAACCACUCCUUUUAGUUCUUCGAUAAAUUAUUCUAUAUUAAGCUAAAUUAUAUUUUUUUUAAUUUUACAUUCAAAAGUUUAAUUUACACACGUAACCUAUGUAAAAGUACGAGAGCUUGUUCAUAGAAAGUGAAAUGAAGUGCAGUAGUGGCUGCGGCUUUCAAUUGACUAGGUAAGAGGCCUUUAAAGAGGCCCCUAAGGCCCUCGUUCUUAGCGGUUUUACUUAAGCACUCCAUUAGUCCCCGACAACUGAAGAAUUUUCCAAAA